Notolabrus celidotus (New Zealand spotty) is the source of this 5052-nucleotide messenger RNA. It is a transcript of the gene sytl2a, whose product is annotated as synaptotagmin-like 2a. Gene Ontology annotation, cellular component: plasma membrane; exocytic vesicle. The transcript is spliced from 19 exons. The record is from RefSeq and is a predicted model, not a curated record. Gene Ontology annotation, biological process: exocytosis; intracellular protein transport. The coding region runs from base 362 to 4555 and encodes 1397 amino acids. NCBI's taxonomy places the organism in Eukaryota, Metazoa, Chordata, Actinopteri, Labriformes, Labridae. Gene Ontology annotation, molecular function: small GTPase binding; neurexin family protein binding.
ACCUCAUGUAAGAGAGAUUGACUGGAGGGCCCGUGCUCAGCAGAGCGGGCUGUAGCUUCUUCCUGCCCCCUGCUGCUGCGUGUCUGCAGCUCCUCCCACCUGCAGCAGCUCAGCACCCAGCUGCACUUCAGUUUUCACUCUGCAAGGAGCCACAGAGAGAGAUUCACCGCUGCAACACCAAUCCCCCUGCUGCAGAAAAAACAAUCCAAAAACAUCAGAGCCACCGAAGAAGUGUCUCAAUAUGACUGCUUUAUUUAACCAACCACUGACGCUGACUUAGAGAUGACUGUAUGAAGCGGUGAUCAUGUUCAAACUGUAGACACAAACUUAAAGCAGUGGACAAGCAGCAGCAGCCGUCAUCAUGAUCGACCUGAGCUAUCUGACCGAGGAGGAGCAGCAGAGUAUUCUGGCUGUGCUAAGGAGAGACGCUGAGCUGAAGAAGGCAGAGGAGGAGCGUGUCCAGAAACUGCAGAGGAAGGUCAAUAACAAGGAUCGGCUGAAGCACAUGACUGGAGAAUGGUUCUAUGAGACCAAGCAGCUUCGCCAUCAGGAACGCAUCCAUGGAUCUGACAUCAUCAGGGCCUCCAUGAGACACACACAUAAACCCAUGACUUUAAUGGAGAUUUCAUCCCGCGUCGUACCAGAGAAGCCCAGUUUUGUCAGAAGUGAGAAUAAAGAAGUGUUCGUCCCACCCAUUCUCCGUGGAGUCCUUCAGGAGCCCAGCAUAGAGCUCAGCAAUGAAAGUGACAGGAGUGAAAACAAGAGCCCUUCUCCAACACCUGAAAAUGAACCUUCGCUGGUUUUACAGUCGCCCACAAAGGAAAGGAAAAACCCGUUUGAUUCUGAAGUCAUGGAAAGUUUAAUCGCAGAAGAACUGGACGGGGAAGUAAAUGAAGCCAUGACUCAAAAUGAGGGGCCUUUAUCAUCAUGCGACGACUGCUCAUCUCAAAUUGAUGACCCGUCAGGAGAGAGGCAAGCUACCUCUGCUGCUCCACGCAGCAUCCUCAAGCACUUGUCACCUUCUAGCUCAUCAGCCUGCUUGUUUCCUCGCCUGGACCAACAGAGCCCAGUUAGCCUGGAUUGUCUCUCGGAGACUUGGAUAGACAGGAAGCAGGUGAGGUUUAGCUCCAUGGUCAUUCGAAGCGGGCUGGAUCUACAGGAUGGGAGUGAGCUGGGGGAGCACAGCUUGUUGGAUGUCGACUUUGCCAUUGCCUCUGAGGACGAACACAACAGUGACAGGUCCGCUACAGACCAGUCUAAUGGGGGCACUCACGGAGCAUCUCUCAGGAGUCAGGUGAACCUCCUGGAAGAGGAACUCGGCUACCAAAAUGAGGCAAUCAUCCUCACAAGAGACGUUGUCUCUGGUCUCUGUUAUUUGGAGUUUGUCAGCCCUGCUGAGUCUGGGCUCUCUUGUGCAGAGCAGGAGUCAGAUAAGCCUGUUCCCCUGGAACCAGGACCUGAAGAGGACCUUGAGUCAACUAUAGACCUGUCUGUGCAGAGCAGUGACAUUACUGCUGAUGCCAACUCGGAUUCCACGUCCUCACAGCCAGCACAGAGAUUGCUUGAAAAGAGAGAGGAAGAUGAACAGACACAGAAAGAAGAAGUACAUAUAUCUGAACAGCAAGAACCAGACAACAACCAUCUUAUCUCCCAAGAUGUUGAAGCUACCACCAAUGAAAACAAUGAAGGUGUUGAACAGGAAGCUAAAGUCUCUGAGCUGUCAGCGGUCAGAACACUCCAACUCACAGUGAUGCAGAACACUCCCUUUGAAGAAUCAGUGACCCCAGUGGAUACUGACAUUCAGCAUCCAGAGAGACUGUCCAAUCUAAAGGCCUUCUGGGAGAGGGAUAACAGUGCUCCUAAAAUAGUGUUUGCAAGAGAAGAGGCAGGAAACAAAGAUAUAAACAAGACAGGAAUAGAAGCUGCCUUUGACCCUAAGACUAAUUUAGAUGAGGAGAGCACAAACAAUAGUCUCUCACCUCAAAUGGAAAAUACUGCCAACACAUCCCAGGAGGAGUGCUCUUCACCGCAGACUGACUGUAGCCUAGUGGUUUUAUCUGAAGAAGACGGCACAUACAGAGCAAAUCCAGUCCUCAUCUUUGAAGAGACAGAGGACGCUUUAACGAGCUCCACAAGAGAACCAGACACUUCUGAGACACAGGAAAACAUGACCAUCCCUGCACAUCCUUCUUCACCUUUAAACAGCCCAAAGCAUGAGGAAGCAACUCCAGAUCCCACUCCUCAAGAGGACAGACGGGCAAGGAUAAGCGAUCUGAAGAACUUUUGGGAGAAGGAAGUCAUUAAAUCCAGGGAAAUUGCUGCAAAUGCCUCAAACAGGUUGUCUCUCCGUGGCAAAGUGUUUUCCCCUCAGUCUGAUCAAAGAUCAAUCUCAUUCAGCAAAGAGAAGUUUGAGGCAGAGGGACCAACAUCUCCAACUAAAAACAAUUCUAACACUGCCUUAAAGUCAUUAAAUGUGUCAGACAAGGGUUUUGUCAGUCAGUCUCCACACAGGUCACCGCUGAAGAGUCCUGGGGAUGUACCACCAAUAUGCCUCCAAAGCAGAGAGGAGGCUGACAUAGAAGCCCCCAAAGGGCCCGUCAGUCCCAAAAAAUCUAAAAUUCCAAGACCAAAAGACCAAGAUGAGGAAACCAGGAGAAGUCCAUCAAAGACGUGCCACCCAAGGGUCCUGCCGAGAGACACCUCCAGUCCACAUAGACCUAACCUGGAAGGCUCUCCCUUAAAAACCUUUCCAAUAGACAUUGAUCCCAAAACCAAGAAAAGUGAAGAGCAUCAAGAGAAGCCUACACCAAUGCCAAGACAGAGGAAGAGUCCCUCUCAUGAAGCAAAACAGUUGACAGAAACUCAACCCUGCUUGGACACCAUAAUUAGUAAUGUGAAUACUCAACAAAGUAGUUCAAAGUCUCCUUCACCACAACACAAGAAAACACCAGAAAAGAAGCUCAGGACCCUCACACGUCUUGCCAGAUCUAUCAUCCCUCAAGACUAUCAGCACUACCUCGGACCACAUGAGAAGGCUCACGUUCCCCCGUUUACCGAAGAGAGUGAGGUGUUACAGAGUCCACAAAAAGCUCCCAAAAACUCUAAAGGAAACUCGUGGGACAGUCCCAAAAAGAGCUCCUGCACUGUGCAAAAUAAAGAUGGAGACUUCAGCCAAGACAUAAUGACAAGAGCCUGCUCCCUGCCCCGACCAAGUUCAGGCAGUUGUGACGAAAUUCCUAGUAUCAUGGUGACAUCUGUAAAAGAGUUCUCUCCUAAGAGGAAGUCCCCAUUCAAAAGUCUAGAAACCCUCACCUCAAACAAAGGAAAAGAGAAUUCCCUGGAUAUCUCAAGGAAGCAGACAAAUCAGAGUGGGGAAGAUGUUUCUUCACUCCCAUCUUCGUCAGACUUGAAGCAUUUGAAAAGCUUUGGGUCAGAACCUGUCCUUCAGCAGGACGAGACUGACAGUGACAGCCCAUUUGAGACCUACCUGGGAUUAAGAAGAAACACGGGCAGCUCCACGUCUAACCUAAGUCUCUCCUCGGGGUUGGCCUCUAUGUCGUCUGUCAGUGGCAGCAUCAGCAGCAUUUACCCUGCAGACUUUGGUGACAUUGAAGUCCAGGGAAGCGUCCAGUUUGCGGUGAACUACAUCCAGAAGCUCGGAGAGUUCCACAUCUUUGUGGUGCACUGCAGGGAUCUAGCUGUGGCAGACACCAAGAAGAACCGCUCAGACCCGUAUGUGAAAUGUUACCUCCUUCCUGACAAAACAAAACUGGGGAAGAGAAAAACUGCUGUAAAAAAGAAAACGUUAAGCCCUGACUUCAAUGAAAUCCUCAGGUUUAAGGUCCCAAUGGAAAUGCUAAAAACUCAGAAUUUAAACAUCUCGGUGUGGCACAAUGACACUUUUGGGCGAAACAGUUUCCUGGGUGAUGUGGACCUGGAUCUUUCAGAGUGGGACUUCAGCAACACACAUAUAAAUGACUAUGCAUUAAAUUCCAGGGUGUCGGCACAGACUUCAUCACCAAGUCCCUCACAGCUGACGGACAGCAGAGGACAGAUAAGAGUCGCCCUGAGAUUCUUACUGCAGACGUCCCACAGUCAGGGCACAUCUAAGAUGGAAACUAGUGAGGUGCAGAUUUGGGUGAAGGACUGUAAGAAUCUUCCUGCAGUGAGAGGAGUUGUGAUCGACCCGUUUGUAAAAUGCACCGUACUUCCUGACACAAGCAGGAAAAGCAGACAGAAAACACGGGUCGUGAAGAGGUCGGCAAACCCAAUGUUCAAUCACACCAUGGUGUACGACGGCUUCCGAGCAGAGGACCUAAAAGAGGCCUGUGCUGAGAUCACAGUAUGGGAUCACGAUCGACUGAACAACCACUACAUCGGUGGUGUUAGGCUGGGGCAGGGGACAGGAAAGAGUUAUGGAGUGGACGUCGUGUGGAUGGAUUCAACACCAGAUGAAGCACAUUUAUGGCAGAGGAUGUUACAGUCUGAAGGGGAAUGGGUGGAGGAUAUUUUACCUUUGAGAAUGCUGGUGAUGGCAAAAAGCACGUCCAAGUGAGAUGGAACAAAAGUAUGCUGAUGGAUGGAAACAUUAUCGGAGCAUGCUGCAUGUACAUAUGGAUGCACUUACCACUUAACGUUAUGAGUGGAAUCAGCAGUCUAAAUGAACAUUACAUGAAUAUACAACUGAUGAUCAAUAUGUGAUACAGUUCUUAGGUGUAGUCCAAUCCACGUGUUGUGUACUGUGUAGACAGAUUAAAUUAUUAAAGCGAAAGAUCAAUGUUAGCUUUUAAAAUUCAACAUUUUAAGAUCCAAAGAUAUAUUUAAUCUGAGCACUACUGAUUCUUUACAGUCCUGUUGUUCUAUAAUGUGAUCAAAAAAUUCUAUCUUCAAUAAACAGGAUAUUAUUUGACUAAGAUUUGAAUUUCUUAUUCUUAUUAGAAAACUCAAUACCUGUAUGGGGGCAGAUGGGGGCAGAUGGUCGUACAUUUUCACCCUCUGAGUCCGUGGCUCAGAGGCAGAGCCAACCAUAGGUUGAGUUUGAUUGCUGCAAAC